Trichoderma citrinoviride is the source of this 1273-nucleotide messenger RNA. RefSeq lists its product as hypothetical. The coding region runs from base 45 to 1271 and encodes 408 amino acids. Gene Ontology annotation, biological process: positive regulation of transcription elongation by RNA polymerase II; transcription elongation by RNA polymerase II. The record is from RefSeq and is a predicted model, not a curated record. Gene Ontology annotation, cellular component: Cdc73/Paf1 complex; nucleus. Gene Ontology annotation, molecular function: RNA polymerase II C-terminal domain phosphoserine binding. Lineage: Eukaryota; Fungi; Ascomycota; Sordariomycetes; Hypocreales; Hypocreaceae. The transcript is spliced from 3 exons.
CCCAUCCCUUAUCCGCCCCAUUGACCUCUUGACGCUCCCGCACCAUGUCGGAUUCGGAAGAUCCCCUCGACGCCAUCGACGAGGGCGGCGACGACCUUUUCGGUGACGAGGGCGACGAGGGUGAUGCUUCGCCCCAGGCGCGCAUCCUGGACGACGAUGACCUCGCCUCAGACCCCGAGGCCUACGGCGAGGCCGAGCAGCGAGAGUACGAUGGCAGCCAGGCGCGACAUGAAACCAAAGAUAGAGUCGUCAUGGCCGUCCAGGCAUAUCGCCAUCGCAUUCCCAAGCCCUCCGACGAUGCGCUGCGCGUGAUGCGAGUCCCCAAGUUCGUCAAGUUUAUGCCCGAGCCGUACGACCAGGAGACGUUCCAGCCCUCCCAGUUCGACCUCGAAAACGCAAGAGCAGAGCACCCCAAGCACGUGGUCCGCGUUCGCAGAGAUCCAAGCACAAACGAGCUCAAGAGCAACACCAACAUCUACCGGUGGAGCGAUGGCUCCGUCACCAUUGCAGUGGGUGGCGAGCACUACGAGAUCCAAAAGAAGGCCUUGGCCCCGGCCCAGGGGCAGCCUUACGACGAGCUCAAGGAUGGUCAUUACUACGCCGCAGCUGCCGAGCUGAGCAGCAAUCUGCUGAUGACGGUGGGACACUUGACGGAGCAGUACACAAUCAGACCCAACAAGGCCGUCGGAGACGACGCCCUGUCCAUUCUGGCAGAGAGAAUGGCCAUGGCCAGCAAGUCAUCUACUGGCGGCGACAUGAUCAUCAAGACGGUUGUGGAUCCGGAGCUACAGAAGAAGCAGGCCGAGCUGGCGGAAAAGGAGCGGAUGAAGGCUCAGCGGAAGCGCGACAGUGCCGCGGCCAAGAUGGACGGCGGCGUGGGACGCACCGGUCGCUCUGGGCUGUCAAUCGGCAACCUGGAGGGCCCUCGUUCGGCCCGCAAGAGAGGCGCGCCUGGUGCUGCGCGGCCCAAGAGAAGGCGUCCAGAGUAUGAUUCUGACGACGACCUGCCUCAGGGCGUCGCGCGGCACGAAGAGUACGACCUGGAUGACGGCUUUCUGGUGGGCAGUGACGAGGAGGAGAUGGAGAGUGACGCGGAGGAGGAGGAGGAGGAAGACAUUCUGGACGAUGAGGAUGAAGCUCCACGGCCCAAGCGACAACGGACCAGGGAGCCGGAGGACGACGAGGAUGCCGAGGGCGAUGAGGUGGAGCCCCAGGAAACACAUGGCAGAUCGGGCAGACGGCGCAACGUGAUUGACGACGACGAUGAUUAAGU